GGUUGAUUUGGUGAUAAUUGUGCCCUGUCUUUAAUGGAUUGUGGAAUUUCUCGAUACUUUAUAUUUCUGCAUUACAAUUAACGCCUGAUAUUUCCACCCCAAAUUAUGUAACUAUUCAUAUUAAGUUAGCAUUUUUCCUUACUCAACUUGGGUGUACUAACUGAGAAAUGCCGCAAAAACCUCGCCAUCCUGUUUGUGGAUAUGAUGAAGUGCAGUUAGAUGAUGGAACUAUCAGACCUAUGACAGAAGUAGAGCUUCUUCAAAGGAAGAUUGAUGAAACAACCUCAGAUUCACUGGAAGCCUCUCGACGGAUGAUGGCUUUAUGUGAGGAGAACAAUUGGAUCGCAUAAACGAGGGUAUGGAUCAGAUUAAUCAAGACAUGAAGGAUGCCGAGAAAAAUCUGGAUGAUCUAAACAAAUGCUGCGGACUUUGCGUAUUGCCUUGGAACAAAGUUAAAAAGAAAGAUGAUUAUACCAAACAACUAAAGGAUGAAGAUAUGCGGGGUGGGGACGGACCUCGAAUAAUUGUGGAUCAAAAUGGCAUGGGUCCAACUGGUGGUUAUAUAACACGAAUUACGAAUGAUGCACGAGAGGAUGAAAUGGAUCAAAAUUUGCAGGAGGUUUCUGGUAUGAUCGGAAAUCUUCGUAACAUGGCUAUUGACAUGGGUAGUGAAAUUAACCAACAAAAUGUUCAGGUUGAGCGAAUACAGAUCAAGGCUAAGUCAAAUGCUGAACGAAUUAAAAAGGCUAAUGAACAAGCUAGUAAAUUAAUAUUGACUGAUGGAGAAAUCCUUCAAUUCCUGAUUCAUUUAUCAAUCAACUGGUUAAUAGAUUAA
This is a messenger RNA of Schistosoma rodhaini, 835 nucleotides long. The record is from the annotation of a GenBank genome assembly. Lineage: Eukaryota; Metazoa; Platyhelminthes; Trematoda; Strigeidida; Schistosomatidae.